CUGGCUUUAUCAGAGCAUGGGCAGAAGUGACCUAACACUGCAAACAAAAUGCUGCUUCUAGUUUCAGCUUUUUUUCUAACACUACUGCAGUGCUCUAAUGCCCAAAACAAAGCAAGUGUUACACCUGCAGACUGUAAUACCAUUGAAACAGAUGCAGGAGUGGCCCUGGAUUUGGUCAACAGACAUCGCAGAAGUGGCUAUGUUUUCGGUUUAUUCCGUGUUGCUGAUGCACAUGAACUACAUAUAGGAAAUUCAUCAGUCCUCUACUUAACUUUGGAUGUGCUGGAAACUGAAUGCUCUGUGUUAUCCAGAAGACACUGGGAGUCUUGUGAAUACAGUGACAUCUAUUCCAUGGACUUUGGGCAAUGUAAGAUUAUCACAUACACAAGCCAGCUGCUGAAGAAACCUCAACUAUAUGGAUUUAAUUGUACAUUAAGUCCAGUUCCUCCUGAUUUAUUAGAGUGCAAAGAUUGUCCUGUGAAAGUUGAAGUCUUAGAAGUCACCGAGCAACAUAAAAAUAUUGCUGCAAAGGCCCUGGAGAAAUUCAACAGUGGGGGUAACCACACAAACUAUUUUGACGUGGAGAAAGUUGAAAAGAUUUUAAAGAUGACUGCCUCCCGUGAAGGUUACAUUUUAGGAUUCUCUAUAAAAGAGACCAACUGCUCCAAAUCUGUACAACAAGAAGAUCAAGCAUUGGAAUGUGAUUUUCUGGAUGACUGGCACGCUCACGUGGGAUUCUGCAGAGCAAGAAUUAUCAGUGAUUCAGAUGAACCUGAUGGAACAGAUAUAAACUGUGAAAUCUACCAUCCCCAGCAGCAUGACUUUGGGCAAAGAUGCAGAUACUCAGCUCUGGGACGACCACACAGACAUCCCCAUCCCCAUCAUCAUUUUGGUCACAGACAUCAUCACAGACAUCAUCACAGACAUGGAUGUCCACCCUCUUCUCAAUCCAGACCUGAAGACCCUGAGCAUAACCAUAGUUUCAAUGAAGAACAUCAAGACAGCCAUGAAGGACCUGCUCCUCCUUCUCUCCCCCAUGGCAGAUCACAUCACCACCUUCACCCUCCACACCAUUGUCCUCCACCUCCUCCCCACGGUGGACCACAUCACCACCCUCACCCUCCACACCAUUGUCCUCCACCUCCUCCCCACGGUGGACCACAUCACCACCCUCACCCUCCACACCAUUGUCCUCCACCUCCUCCCCACGGUGGACCACAUCACCACCCUCCUCCUCCUCCUCCUGAUGGAUCACAUCCUCCUCCCCAAGAGGAAUUACAUCAUUUCCCUUCUCCUCCUCCUCCCCAUGAAGAACCACAUUAUCCUCCUCUUCAUCCCCAUCAUGGACCACACUGUCCUUCCCCUCCUCAUGGACCACAUCACCACCAUUCUGCUCCCCCUUGUAGACCACAUUGUCCUCCACCUCCUCCCCAUGGUGGACCUCAUCACCACCAUCCUCCUCCCCAUCAUGGACCACAUCACCCUCCUCUUCCAGGACACCCUCCUCAUCUCUGUCAUCACUACUACAGACAUCACUGCAACAAGACAAGCAUAUCGGGAAAGUAUUUUCCAUUCCAAGUAAUAGGAGCUGUCUAUCGCAUUCCAGUUCUAACUCAGCAGGACUCUCUCACACCUCCCACUGCAAAAUUUUCUCAGCUAUCCCAAAGCAACCCUCACUCCUCCAGCACUGGCGAAGGUAUUCCCUUCACUGGUUCAAGUCUAAAGGAGAUGAUAGAAGCUCCAAGUUUUCCAAAUCACCCUACACAAUCAAAAUCAUGCCCAGGAAAUCCCAAACUUGUUCUUCCAAAAAUUUUGCCUUUAUUUCCACAUAGUUCCAUGGCAGAAAACUCUUCUACUUGA
Molecule: messenger RNA, 1860 nt
Organism: Cariama cristata (Red-legged seriema)
Lineage: Eukaryota; Metazoa; Chordata; Aves; Cariamiformes; Cariamidae
Product: histidine-rich glycoprotein-like
Exons: 7
Coding region: 49-1860 (603 amino acids)
Biological process (GO): regulation of platelet activation; heme transport; negative regulation of endopeptidase activity
Cellular component (GO): blood microparticle; endolysosome; extracellular region
Molecular function (GO): cysteine-type endopeptidase inhibitor activity; serine-type endopeptidase inhibitor activity; heparin binding
Source: RefSeq, a predicted model, not a curated record